Molecule: messenger RNA, 8566 nt
Organism: Trichechus manatus latirostris (Florida manatee)
Lineage: Eukaryota; Metazoa; Chordata; Mammalia; Sirenia; Trichechidae
Gene: PRPF38B
Product: pre-mRNA processing factor 38B
Exons: 6
Coding region: 3213-4658 (481 amino acids)
Cellular component (GO): precatalytic spliceosome
Source: RefSeq, a predicted model, not a curated record
CGUCUAGGCCCUUGGCUGGGGGUGAGUUCGGACAAGGGGAGGAUGGAGGAAGCGGGCGGAGGCGACCCCCCGAGAUCUGAGGAGGAUUUGUGGGUGGGGGAAGGUCGAGCUGAUGGGAAGCCGCGGCCUGCAGUCCUGUUAGGGAGGGGUCGUCCUGGGGCCGCCCUCCCGCUUCCUUUUUUCAGCCUUUUAGGGCCGGGAGAGCCCGCCACUAUUGAUUGAUGUUCUCCCCCAACCUUCUGCCUACCCCUAAGGGGGAGUCGGGCAAGACGGGUAGGGCAGAGAAAAAAAAAGAGUAACACAAGCCUCUCCAGUUUACAGCUUUAUAAUGAUUCCUUUUGACGUGGAUCUACUCAGCGCCAACUUGUUGGUGCUUCUCCCGCUCACCCUGGGCCAGGGCGUGUGGUGACUUCAGUGUUGGCCUCGUGUUGUUGGUACUCACUAUCCGAUCCAGACAGGGAAAUGGAUUGACUCAGUCUUGCAGCGAGGCUCGGAGCAGCCCAGGGUCGCAGGUAGAGGUAUGCACUAUUAAUCAUGCUCAAUCGCCAUAAAUGCAUUUCCCUGGUUAAAUGAAUAGCUAAUUAGACUUUUUUUCUUUUUUGGCCAUUGGUUUGGGUCUUUUUCUCACCAACUAGGUAGACUUUCUCCACUUCCCUGAAAAUUAUGUAGUUUUAAAAAUAUCUUCCAGGCCUCGUAAAGUUAAUUUAUACUUCAAUACUAAUAAUAGCCUUAACGUCUUUAAAUAUUUUAGCUAGAGCAUCUAAUAUAAUACAGUUUGCUUUGUCUGUAUUGACUCUUAAAACACUUGAGACAGACCACUUAUUUUUUGUGAUCUGGUCAUAUUGGUAGAGGUGUUAGCAAAAGAAAUUCUUUUUAUUUGCUUUCAGGUUGUUUUGUCCACCUUUUUCUCAAUAAAGUGACUAACUUAUUGAAGAAUAUUGAGAUAUUAUAGAAUCUUUUUAUAGAAAUCAUAUCUUGAUGAAUACAGUUUAACUUUGGGCUUAUAAAGUACAGGCAAUCCCGGGAUUACAAAUUAGUUAACUUUCCUAGCCUGUCUUUAAGUCGAAUUCGUACAUAAGUUGGAAUACUUAGGUAUGGUUCGCAUCUAACAUCAGUCAAAUGUCUUAGUAUGUAGUGUACCUUUCUAUGCAUAAAAAACAUUAGAGAAAUACUUCCAGAUACACUAAAACAUCUUUAAUAUAAUAAUACAGUAAUAAUAAUGAUUUGUGUCACAAAGUAGCACCUGUUGGUUAUUGGGAACCAUUGUACGUACCUCAAAUUUUUAAUACAAUAGGCUUUAUGGGGGUUGGUUAACUAUAUACCGACAUUGUAACCCAGGAGACUGCCUGUACACUGAAAUAAAUUUGGUAUCUUCUUAAAAGAGCCCAUUGUAGGUCUAAUUGUAAUACUCUGAGCUUUUUUUUUUUUUUUUUUAAGCUUUUAAAAGGUAAGACCUUUUUCAGCAUGGAUACAGUAUGGUGAAUAAUAUUUAACUCUUAGGUUCAUUUAAGCAGUAAACUUUAAGUAGUUGAAAAUUAGGUUCCUGCUCCUUUUGCAGCAGACACUGUUGUAAAACAGAAAUGUUAAUGCAAGAGAGGAAAAGCUGGAUUUCAAGGUUUGAAUAUUGUUUUAAAACUAAAGAUUUUCUACCAAAAAUUAUUUCUUAAGUUGACUUAUAAAACUGAAGACCUAGGUUUUGUUAUCAAGACGUCCAGAACAAAUAACCAUUGAAAUACGUGGGCUUUUAAUUGUAAUCUAAGUUUGUAUUGCAUUCACCCCUUACUUUGGAUAGCCUAAUUCAAGGAAUUGAAAUAUUUUUUAUACAGCAAACUGGGGAAAGAAAAUGAAACAGUAAAGCAAUGCAUGAGUCUGCUGAGCAAAAGAAUAUAGUGCCUAGAUUUUAAAUGCAUGCUCUUCUGUCUAAAGCCACUGAAAACUAUAAAAUGUAACCAUGGGUAGGUGGAAAGACAGUUUUAGAAAUACACGCACAAAAAGAACAGGGUUUUUUGUUUGUUUACUUUUGUUUUUAAGUUUAGAAAUAAAAAUAGGUCUUAUCUUUCCAAAAGACCUUUGUAGGUUAUAUCUGUUUUAGAGCUAAUAUUCUCGCUCUUUGCUAUUUUUAGAUAAAGUGUGUCAUUUUUAUAGGGUGCCCACCUUAGCAAAGAUGAUACUGUAUCAUCAUUGAUUAUACUUAGUAUAAUGACUAUUCACUCUUAUUCACAGUUUAUAGUCUGGGAAAAUUUUGCAUUGGUUCACAUAAUUAGACUGAAAAUGAAUUACACAUUGACUAAAAUAACAAGAUUGAUCUUUGUAGGUGUGGCCUUUGUAAUUUCAUCUUCAGUCAGGAGUGAACAUUAACUGAUCAUCAUGAAAAAAUGUACACAUAAAAAGUUACCCAUAAUUUUGCAUCAGAAAUAGUUUUGUACUGUUUUAGCAUGCUUUCUUCAAGUCAUUUUUGUUAUAAUGUAGAUAUUUUUUAAUCAUCAUGAAAUUGAACUAUUGAAGGUAUUUUAAAGAUUUUUCGAAUAUUUUUUGCUUUAAGUUGGAGCCUUAAGUCCAUUUCAAAAUGAGAAUUUUUAUUUUUAAGCAACUCAUAAAAAGAUACAAAAUUGAAAUAUGGUCAAGCAUUUUUCCACAGGUAUAUGAGACUAGAUAUACUUUAAUAGCAGUUUGAAGAUGUUGUUUAGGUUUGCUUGCUUGAGAAAUAGGGGACCUGAGUAGGUAACAUGUACAUAUAGUAAAUAGCUACCUCAAAUAGUUUUUGACUGUAGUAACGUGAAUACUAGGUUGAAUAGUAACAAAAGAUUGUUUCAGUUUUAUGUUUGUUUCAGGGUUCCAUAGUUUGGUCUUUAAAACAUAUUACAGUAAUAUCUAUACAUUUAAAUGUAUGGAGUUAGUAACCCAUUCUGCUAUUUCUUUGUCUCUUAUAUUCUCAUAUUCUUACUAAGAAGUAAAUUUAACUCCUGGCCUACCAAAAAUUUCCUUGCUCCCAUGUGUAUAAGUAUCAAGCUCUCUACAAAGCUGCUUUAAUGGAAUUUCUGCUCUGUAAAGCUAUGUUGAGGUUUUGUUAAAUCAUAGUAGCUUUAUUGGUGCUCUUUAAAGAGUUUUUCUAAGCAGUUUUUCAGUGGUGGUUUACAUAACGUGAAUAAACAGAACUAUAUAUGUAAUGCCAAAAUACCCAACUUCCAAACUUUUGGAAGAGCUGCUCUAUUAUGGAUUUGGAUUUACUUAAAUCAGGCUUAAAAAAAAAUCAAAGUAUGAAUGUUUGUUGUGGUCAUCUUUUCUAUUUUCAGGUCACUCAUGUUGAACCAUGGGAGAAAGGAAGCAGGAAAACAGCAGGCCAGACAGGGAUGUGCGGAGGGGUUCGAGGUGUCGGAACAGGAGGAAUUGUUUCUACAGCUUUUUGCCUACUAUACAAAUUAUUUACUCUGAAGUUAACUCGUAAGCAAGUGAUGGGUCUCAUAACACACACAGACUCGCCAUAUAUUAGAGCCCUUGGAUUUAUGUAUAUAAGGUACACACAGCCCCCUACAGAUCUAUGGGACUGGUUUGAAUCUUUCCUUGAUGAUGAAGAGGACCUAGAUGUGAAGGCUGGUGGAGGCUGUGUAAUGACCAUUGGAGAAAUGCUACGGUCUUUUCUCACAAAACUGGAGUGGUUUUCUACCUUGUUUCCAAGAAUUCCAGUUCCAGUUCAGAAGAAUAUUGAUCAACAGAUUAAAACUCGACCUAGAAAAAUCAAGAAAGAUGGGAAGGAAGGUGCUGAGGAAAUUGACAGACAUGUUGAACGCAGACGUUCGAGGUCUCCAAGGAGAUCACUGAGUCCACGGAGGUCCCCAAGAAGAUCAAGAAGUAGAAGCCAUCAUCGGGAGGGCCACGGGUCUUCUAGUUUCGACAGAGAAUUAGAAAGAGAGAAAGAACGCCAGCGACUGGAACGUGAAGCCAAAGAAAGGGAAAAAGAAAGGCGAAGAUCCAGAAGUAUUGAUCGGGGGUUAGAACGCAGGCAUAGCAGGAGUAGGGAAAGGCACAGAAGUCGCAGUCGAAGUCGUGAUAGGAAAGGGGAUAGAAGGGACAGGGAUCGAGAAAGAGAAAAAGAAAACGAGAGAGGUAGAAGACGAGAUCGUGACUAUGAUAAAGAGAAAGGUAAUGACCGAGAAAAGGAGAGAGAGCGAUCAAGAGAACGGUCCAAGGAACGAAGAAGUAGAGGUGAGGUAGAAGAGAAGAAACAUAAAGACGACAAAGAUGAUAGGUGGCAUAGAGAUGACAAAAAAGAUUCCAAGAAAGAGAAAAAACACAGUAGAAGUAGAAGCAGAGAGAGGAAACAUAGAAGUAGGAGUAGAAGUAGAAAUGCAGGAAAGCGAAGUAGAAGCAGGAGCAAAGAGAAGUCAAGUAAACAUAAAAAUGAAAGUAAAGAGAAAUCAAAUAAACGAAGUAGAAGUGGCAGUCAAGGAAGAACUGACAGUAUUGAAAAGUCAAAAAAACGAGAACAUAGCCCCAGCAAAGAAAAGUCUAGAAAGCGUAGCAGAAGCAAAGAACGUUCCCACAAACGAGAUCACAGUGAUAGUAAGGACCAGUCAGACAAACAUGAUCGUCGAAGGAGCCAAAGUAUAGAACGAGAGAGCCAAGAAAAACAACAUAAAAACAAAGAUGAGACUGUGUGAAAAUUUUUUGUAAAAGUGGAUCACAUUGAAUCCUAUAAAUGUUCAAUUAAAUUUGCUUUUUUUUUCUUUUUCUUUUUUUUUUUUCCCCGUGAAUUGAGAUUGUGCAGUAGUUACACACUCUUCAAGCUCCCUUUAGGCUACAUUUUCAUUUCCUCUUUUCUGUAGGGAAGUGCCUUUGUAAUCCCAUUUAUUGCAUUGAUGUUUUCACCCAAUUGUUGAGUUUGACACAUGAUGCACAGAUUGUUCUUGCAUUCUUAAUGUUUUUUUUUUUUUUUUAUUUUUUGAAAUGUACAGUCUGUACAUACGUCCUGCAGAUGUUCUAAUUCCUUUGGCAUGGUUGCCAUGUUGGUUAAAUUUGUAUAAGGCAAUAAACUGCCACUAAUUCUAUUUUUGUUUUGUAGGUGUGGGAUUAUGGUUUGUGAACUGAAGUUAGCAUGGCUGUGCUUUUCAUAAUAGAAUGCUAAAGACUUUGAGAAUGAUUCUUGGAUGUGUAUUAUAGGAGAAUUAUCUGUGUGCAUUCAAUGUACAUGAAGGCAGCAUUUGUAGGAUUAACAUUUUUGUCCACUGUAUAUUAUCUUGGAAGGCUCUUGUUACUAUGUUACACUUAUAUUCUCCACCAUUACCUUUAGAGAGAAUUUGAGAAGUUAGUUUCUGAUGCAGAGGUUUAAAUUAGGCUGUGGUUUGAUCAAAAGUCCUUUUAGCAUUCUACCUCAAAGGGACACUUAGUAAGCCUAAAAUUUAUUCACUUAGUUUUCCUUUUUUAUUUGAAAAGAUACAUGACAUGUAAUCUUUGUUUCUUGAACUCUCAGAUUUUAAAAUACUAUAUUAAAGAAAAAAUUAAUGUCUAAAGCCUAGCAUUCUUGCAGCAACCCUAUACUAACAUGAAAUUGGGAGAGGGUGGGACAGAUGAGUAGAGAAAACAGAUUCAAGCCUCAAGCUUCCAAAGCAUUUUUAUAAAUGGAAAAUACUUAAAUUAUGAAACAGCUUGAUAAUGUCCUUUUUUUAAAUUCAAAACUUUUUUUAUUGAUAAUGAAGACUGCUGUUUGAGUUUUUAAACUUGAACAGAGAUAUUAAAGAGUAAUGCUAUGCUGCAUUAUUUAAGACUAUCAGCAAAUUACUUGAUAAGAUUGUUCUUAUGACUUGUAUUCUGAUUACAGAGAACCAUCAUGAGUGUGGAAUAAAUGCUGGAUUAAAUCCUGGGUGUUGGUUUUUCCCCCGUUUCUUAAUGUUUUUUUUUUUUAGUAUUUUCUUGUGGAAAGUGAUGAAAUGAUAGUAAAGUAGCACUUUGUAUAGCAGGGUAUCUCAGCGCCCAGAUGACAGUUAAAUAUGUAGACCGGAACUGGACAUAUGUGACAGUAAUCCUUAUGAGAGUGCUUAGUAAUAGGAGUUCCCUUUGUUGGUGUUACACUAGGGUGAUGUUUUGCGUGAUUUGUUUCACAUCAGAGGUGCUUAUUUAGGUAUUUUUCCCUUGAAUCACUUUAGACUCAGUUAAAAUUUGGACUUGAAGGAACUUCUGUAAGAGUAACUCACCUAAUUCAUUCUUUUUAGACAGAAAAUAGAGCCCCGAAGUGGUUAUGUUUAGUCAGUGCCAGGAAUAAAAGUGCAGCUGACAAGUCAAUCUAGUGAUCUUUCUGGCAUACCAUAUUGACAUUUGUUUUAUCCCACUAGUUAUAUUGGUCAUCCAAUGAGUGCUGACAGGCCACAUUGCUAAAGUUAUAUGGCAUAGCAAACUCUUGGACACCUGGAAGAGUUCACACAUGGGCUUAGCAUAUUUAUCUCUAUUUCAGAAAAAUCUUGUUAAAUGGAGGGAUUCCUUUGUAUAAAAAUGCUAUGCUUUUUUUUUAAGAGUAGAAGAUUUGGUCAUUUUUCCAUUUGAAUUGAACAUCAAGUGAAUUAACACUAGAUACCUAGAAAUUAUUUUUUUCUCAAUGUCAAAGCAGAAAAAAACGCUUUAGUAAAGAAAGCCAAUAGAUUUAUCUUACAUUGAAUUUUUAGUGUACCUAAACUAUGGUGCUACUCUUGAAUAUAGUUCUACUUGGAAUGUUAAUAGUGUAUUUUAGAUGAAAUGUGGAAAGAAUUUAUUUCAGAUAGUUGAAAAGACAAACUACAUUUGAUUUCCUAUUUUUAAUGUUAAAGUUUGCUUUUGAAAAGAUUUUGUUAGAAUUUAAUAUAACUAGCAGCCUCCAUAUGAUUUUUGUUCUCAACUAAAAUGAUCUCAGUUUUCCAUGUAUAGGCAUCUUUGCAUCUGUUUUCUAAUGUCAGAUUUGCAGUUAAAUUCUAGUGUAUCAAUCUUAAAAUUUUAAUAUAAAAUGUCUAUUUUAAUACUGCCCAGUUUAGAUUCUGUUAGUCUGGUUUAGUUCCACAGUUACUCUAACAUUAUCUAAAGAUUAAUGAUUCUUAAUCUUAUGAGCCCCUUUUUAGGAAAUCUGAUUAAACCUACAAAUUCUCUAGAAAAAUAAAAAUACCUCAAAAUGUGCAUGCUGUUUCAAAGGAACUCCUCUAAACUGCUCUGGUACCUUUCUGCUGUUUACUUUUUUUUUUUAACAGCUGUGGUUAGGUAUACAGUAUUUGGGAAUGAUAAGCGUAAGCCAGAAAUUUAAAUUCUUCAGAGUCUCCCAAAGGCAGUGGCUAAUGUUUUUGACUUAAAAGAUGAAGUGGGUGGGGAGGAGGUGUGAAGGAUUAAUUAAAUCCCUUCCCAAAAAAUUUCCAUUAUAAAUAAGUUUUUUAUUUGAGCACUAAGGGGUAAGGCCCAGAUAUUGGUAUAUUUUCAGACUGCAUAUUUUGUGGCAAAAAUAUAUAUAACAAAACAUGCCAAUUCAGUUUUACAUACAUAAUUUAUUUGUCAUGAUGUGCAGCCAUUACUACUAUUUUCCAAAUUAUUACAGCACUGUUAACAAAUUCAGGGCCCCCUAAACAAUGACUCUCCCCACCCCCGUCCCUUUCUACCUAGACAAUGUGUUCUAUAAAAGUUUCAAGUGAUUCCAAUAUGCAACUGUGAUUAAGAAACACUAUUAAACUGGGUUUGGUUCUAACUUGAUUCUGCCAUCUUAAUGCUGAAUUCAUCAACCUUGAAUGAUUAACCCAAUUACAGGACCUCUUAAGUGGACUGAUUUUAUGGGAAGGGAAAUACUUCUGAUAUGUAGUCUAAUUUUGAAAUUCCUCAUCAUUCCAGUCUAUGAAAUCCCACAGCACUUUGCAAAUACUGCUGCAAUGACAUUUAAUUCAUUUUAGGGUCAUUAUUGUCAACAUUUGUUGUAGGAAACAUGACAGCAUGCAUACAGUCAACUGAAAAAUGUUAGCAUCAUAGCUGACUUAAAAUUCAUUAUUCCAUCUCAGCGUUGAUAAGUCUAUUAAUCACGAUCCAUGAUGCCCUACACAGGUAAAAUGUUUUCCUGUGAGAGGACGGGUGUUUUUUCAGCCUAUUGCAAAAAUGAGUUAUACUUGUUCAACUUAGACAGCUGAUGUGUAAAGCUUUUCCUGUAGCAUACAAGCUGUGAGGUUUUGUCACAAGGGAUGUGUGGGUGGGGUCGGGGAGGGAGACUUAUUGGCAAGGAAAUUCUCCGGCUUAACCUGCGAAGUACCUAACUGAAGUCCACCAAUCUUUGACUGGUUUCCCUUUGUCAGUUCUUAUAUGUACAGUUUUGAGGCUGUAUUUCUUCAUGUUUUGGGUCAGUGGAUUUAGUCAUUCUCCACAAAUAAAUUCUACCAGCUCUGCUCUGUAACCAUCCCAAAUAAAAACAAAAACUUGGAUGCUUGCUGAGCAAAUGCAUCUUCAAGAGAAGUACUCUUGCCCUCUCUUCCCUCUUAGAAAUUGUGAGGUCACCAGUGUCCUGAAUAUUCAAUAGUACCUGCAGAAGAAAUUUUUUUCUUUUUAAAAUUUUAUUUAUUUUGUUGUGAAUAUACACAGC